GUGCGUUUCGCAUGAGGAAGAGUUGCUAGACAUUUUCAUCUGUUUUCUUCACUGGGAGUUUGAUCAUCAUAUUUUUAUUUUAAUGUCAUUUCAGGAUGGAAUUGACGACAGCCCUGAUCUCCUCGCUGAGGAUCAGGAAAACAAGGGUCGAUCGGAUACGGUGGACUUAACAGACACAUCACUGUUAGUUGAUAUCAGUGACUCACUGAGUGAACGGGACAAAGUCAAGUUCACUGUUCAUACAAAGACAACCCUGCCUCAGUUCAAGAAACCUGAGAUGUCAGUUGUUCGUCAGCAUGAGGAGUUUAUCUGGUUGCAUGACCGCUAUGUGGAAAAUGAGGAAUAUGCUGGCAUCAUUAUUCCACCUGCCCCACCUCGACCAGACUUCGAUGCGUCCCGGGAGAAGCUUCAGCGGCUUGGAGAAGGGGAGGGAACAAUGACUAAAGAAGAGUUCAUGAAAAUGAAGCAAGAGCUAGAGGCGGAAUACCUAGCUACAUUCAAAAAGACUGUGGCAAUGCAUGAGGUGUUUCUGCAGCGGCUAGCAGCUCACCCAGUCCUGCGGCAGGAUGUCAACUUUGAGGUCUUUCUGGAGUAUUCGGGAGAUCUAAGCGUCAGGGGUAAAAACAAAAAGGAGAAGCUGGGAGGAUUUUUCAAGAAUCUUUCAAAAUCUGUGGACGAGACCUUACUUUCAGGACAAAAGGAUAUCGAUGAUAUGUUUGAGAAUGAGAAACAGUUUCUUAUAGAGUACCAUGCCAAGAUCAGAGAUGCUACUCUAAAAGCAGACAGAAUGACCAAAGUGCACAAAAAUGUGGCAGACUCUUACAUUCAGAUUUCCACUGGACUGGUACAGCUGGCUACUAUUGAGAGCACGGAGUUAGAUAAGAUUUUCACAAAAGUAGCUGAGGCAUUGGAAAAGGCAAGGAAACUUGAAGGAAGGGUGGCAUCUGAUGAGGAUCUAAAACUGAGUGACACGUUGCGAUACUACAUGCGAGACUCCGCUGCUGCAAAGGAUCUGCUCUACCGUCGCUCUCGUUCCCUAGCUGACUAUGAGGCUGCAAACAAAGCACUGGAAAAAGCUCGCACCAAGAACAAAGAAGUUGCGCAGGCUGAGAAGACUCAGGAGCAAAGUUGUAAAAAGUUUGAAAAGAUAUCAGAGGUGGCAAAGAAAGAAAUUGGAGAAUUCAAGGUGCGCAGGAUACAAUAUUUUAAAAAGCACAUGGUGGAGUUGGUGGAGCUUGAACUGAAGCAUGCAAAAGCCCAGGUUCAGCUGCUGAAGAACUGUAUCACUGCCUUGGAGGAUGAGUCCUAGUGCUCUGUGCCUUGCCCUGCUCCUCACCUAUCCCUCCCUCUGGUCCCGUCAGAUGAGAGACAUGUCAUCUUUCCAAAUGUCUGGCUGCUGACAGAAUUGCGUUGCUGUGCUGUCUUCUGCUUUAAGAGGAACCAACAGAUGAGAGUCCUUUCAGACUGAUCAGUCUGUUAAAUCCAGGUUGUGUGAAAAACUAGAUGAAAGCUGGUUUUGCACAGCUGACAAGAUCCAUGGUUACAGGAUGUUGAUGCAGAUGCUGUACCGUUGAUAAAACUCAAUCAAAGUGCACACUCAGGCUAACCAGGGAGCAGGGUGUCAGUGACAAAGAAUCUGAGGCUUUGGUAGUGUGAAGAUUACUGGAGUGGGCCUUGGAAUAUAUUUGAGGGUUUGAAAAUCUUUGUCUUGUUGAAGAGUGAAAAUGAGGUUUUGAUUGUUUGAAUAGUGAAUGACUCUAUAUGUGGGUUUAAUAUUGUCAACUAACAUUACUGAAUAGAAUUUUUUUAAUUUUUAGGUCAAGCUGUCAAAACCAGUGCAUGCCAAGUUAUAUACACUGCAAAGUUAUUUCGCUAAUCCCAGAAUGGAAAGCCAUUCCAGAGGCACCGAAUUGUCUGACUGAAAUGUUUUGCAGUUUUUGGAUAUGAAAAUGUCAAAUUGCUUUGUUUUGUGCUAAAACAGACCUGUUGGGAUUACAUGCUCCCAGGUUGUGUGCAGCAUACAUUUUUGGAAAGAUUGCAAACAGAUCUCAUCAGACCAAACACCUGUAAUAACUGUUGUUACAUAUUUUGGCUGCAAGCUGAGCAGCUGCUGAUUUUUAAGUGAGCCCAUAAGUAUCUGUGUUAUAACGAUUCCAACCAGCUACUUCCCCUUCUCCCAAGCAUUGAGAGGCAGAAAAUAUUUCAUUGUUGGCAGAAGGCCGGUGUCUGUCUCAUUUUGUUGGCAUAGUCAUGGAAAUGAAAUACAGGUUAUCGAAUCGGGGCUGCAGUGGAUAUUUUUGAUUAAGUAUGAUGCACAUGGAGACAAAAGAGCAGACCUGUAUAAUCAUUGUUUAGCAAACUACAUGUAUAGAACAGCCAUACAUUUUGCUUGUUUCCAUUUUUUAAAAAUUUUAAAACUUAAAACAAUUUCUGUUUCACAACUCCAUGUACAUGCACACUGAAGAAUGGCAAAUCAACAGGACUAUUAUAUAAACAUAAUAAACACUGCAUUUUUAUGUACAGUAAGAGGCGUAGAAGGGAUGAAAAAAAAAAUCCUUCUGUUUGAAAUGCCCUCUGGAUAGUUUUUGGCAUAUGUAAAGUCAUGAUAGCUGGUAUCUUGAAAACUGGCUUUUGACAGGUUUUGUUCCAUUAGUCACUGAGUAAGAAAAAAAAUAUUGGCAUUUAGAGACCUUUCUAAAAACUGGAGACACAUGCUGAUCAUUUUGUCAGCAACAAGGGAAAAAUAAAUGAGGAAGACAAACUUUCCCAUUGGUUCAGAUAUAGAACCCACCACAUCAGUUUGUCUUGACAAUUACAGCCUGGUUAUCAAGUGAAAUUUUUAUCUUUGCGUAGCCAACAUUUGUGAGGCCAUAGUUGGCAGAAUUUUGUGAAACGUUUAUUUGUGAUUUAAGAGGUCGCUUGAGUCAUAUUUCAGCUUGUGUAUGAUGCCUAGCUGAAAACAUUGCAUGCAGCAUGAACAGAAUUUUUAAAAAGAAUAUUACGCAUCACUGUGAGUCUGGUGACUAGUCCCUUUAGUACUUAUUCUACAACUGAUAAUUUUGUAUGCUGCAGUGAAUCAUCAAUAGGAGGCAUGAUGAUGAAGUAUUCUUGAGUGUUUGCCUGCUCCUAUUUGACCAAGUUGUUUGAGAUUCAUUGAAUCAUCAUCUUCUAGUGUUCAACAGUUGUCAUUUAAAUCAUCUAUUGCAUUUGUUCUAGCACCCAAAGAGAUGGUAGUCAAAGACUGAUAAUUCUGUCUUUUCUGAUUACUUAUUUGAUGUAUAUUAGGGUAAUUUAACAACAAUGCCAGUAGAGCAUGCCAACAGUAACUGUUCCAUGUCGCAUUGAACUGUUGCACAACAUUAUUUAACUUGCCAUGCUAAGAAAUCGUGAACGAGACAGUUUUUCUCGUCAUAUCCAUGUGAACACCACUUGCUUCUGCUGACUUAGAAGACAAAAGAUAUCGCAAUCCAGGUUCUCACUAGACUGCAAAGAACUGCUGAAGGGACAUUAAAUUGUUUUAGAAGAAAACUGUAGCUAAUGACGUAAAGUUUCGGGAAAAGAAGAAAAAGAUACUGACUGCGAAGCAUUUUUAAGGUCUUACACGAUAGAAGAAAGCUAUGGGGAAUAAUUAUACAGGUGCUGUAGCUAGAUAGAACUUGCGGGGGAACUUCUCACUUUGGAGAAGUUGCCGCAAGAGCUUACAGAGCAAGAGAACCCAGUCGACAUGACCAUGACGACGAUGGUUGAUCUGUGCAGCAUCUGUCGUGAAGUGCUGAACGAUUCCGGACACCAUGAUUGCCAUUCGUGCAGCUGGAGUCAAAGGUCGCGUGUGUGAGAGAAAGUGUGCGACGUGGUACUAGCGAUGGGUAAACGGGGAGAAGAUUGUUAACAUGCCAGUAGUUAAGAAGUGACAGCAGCCCUGACCCGUACGCCAACAAGCAAAUGGAGGUCAAGCGACAUUUGGCAACAACAAAAUCCAAUUCCUAGUGAAAGAAGAUCUUUUGUUUCAGUUUUUUUUUAAACACGUAAAUGCAUGUUUCUAUCGUUACGGGGUGCUUGUUGGACAGAGCAACGAUGACCGCUUAAUGGGGAGAUGAGAAGGGUGUCCACCCCACCCCUUACUUGCGGAGAACCAUUUAAUAAGUCGGUAGUACAUUCGACCUAAACUUAAACAGGCUAUUUUUUCAGUGAUUUUUUUUUCCAAGUUAAGGAUCAACGGAAGGUGUGGGUGUUUUGGGCUGAAGUUUAAUCAGGUGUUAUAUACCGAGGUCGUUAAUCGCGAUGAGGGUAUAGCCGUCUGGCUAGACCGUAGAAGAAGGUGUUUCGUGGCUGAAGUUUAAUCAGAUUUGCAUAUACCGAUGAGACCGUCAAAGAUGGUGUUUCGAGUCUGGUUUGUCCUUCAGACAAAGGGGAAAGCCGGGCGUAGAACUGACGAUGACCAAAGAUUGGGGUUGGGGGUCGGAGAGUGGAUGGGGUGGUGGUGGGAGAAGACCAGAAAGACCACCACGUUGCGUUUUCAUUACAACAUCAGCAACAUCGUCCCAUCGUUAUGUCACUCCUGUUGCGGACUGUUCUAGCCAUCGCUGUCUUCGGUGAUGUAUUUUCAAAUGAUGCAAAAUAAGUUGAUCGAUUUUGUAGACAUUAUGUAUACAUUCCAAAUCCUUGUUAUAGAAAAAGUCUUUGUCGGGCAUGAUUGAAUCAAAGUAAGAGAUCGUUUGUUAUAUCUAUAUAAGUGUAUAUAUAUACAUCUAGCUUCACUUCCUCCACAGUCUUGUGUUUUGUUUUUAUACAGUGGUUCUUACUAUCAGAGACAAAUUGGUGUUUGUUCAUGCUGCGCAGCUUUGAAGUUGUGCAUAAGAGACAAGACCGUGAGCGACAUCUGUACAGCACUCGUGCAGACAUUUCUGCAUCUGCAGCACGCGCGCACCGGCGCAUCCCUUCUGUCCUGCCUUCCCAGUAGGCCGAGCGCAGCGUGUGAGCACGUGGUAGCUGUAGGCGGGGAUCUGCGCCAGUGACCCAUUCUGUGUUGGAGACUAUUUUCAAUAAAAUUUUGUGCAAUGCC
This is a messenger RNA of Pomacea canaliculata, 5062 nucleotides long. Its product is annotated as sorting nexin-6-like. Gene Ontology annotation, molecular function: phosphatidylinositol binding. Lineage: Eukaryota; Metazoa; Mollusca; Gastropoda; Architaenioglossa; Ampullariidae. The transcript is spliced from 13 exons. Bases 83 to 1309 code for a protein of 408 amino acids. The record is from RefSeq and is a predicted model, not a curated record.